Diabrotica balteata is the source of this 594-nucleotide messenger RNA. The record is from the annotation of a GenBank genome assembly. Lineage: Eukaryota; Metazoa; Arthropoda; Insecta; Coleoptera; Chrysomelidae.
AUGGCCCAAAACAAAUUUAAUGAUCUAGCUGGUAAAUUUGGAAAGGGAGGUCUUCCUGGUCUUGGCAUUGGAUUAAAAUUGUUAGCUGUUGGUGGUGCCGCUGCCUAUGGAAUUUUUCAAUCAAUAUACACAGUUGAGGGAGGUCACAAAGCAAUUAUGUUCAACAGAAUAGGUGGUGUCCAAAAAGAAAUAUAUACUGAAGGUUUGCAUUUCAGAAUUCCAUGGUUCCAGUAUCCUAUCAUUUAUGAUAUUAGAUCAAGACUAAGAAAAAUCUCUUCCCCCACAGGAUCUAAAGAUCUUCAAAUGGUAAAUAUUUCCCUUCGUGUUUUGUCUCGACCCUUAGCUUCUUCUUUGCCAGUAAUUUACAGACAACUGGGUUUAGAUUAUGAUGAAAAAGUCCUUCCAUCAAUUUGUAAUGAAGUCUUAAAGUCUGUAGUGGCCAAAUUCAAUGCUGCUCAGUUGAUCACCCAAAGACAACAGGUUUCCUUAUUGGUUAGAAGAGAAUUAGUAGAAAGAGCUCAAGACUUCAACAUCAUUCUUGAUGAUGUAUCCAUCACAGAUUUAUCAUUUACAGCGGCUGUAGAAUCCAAGUAG